CCCACCUUUUUUUCUAUCCAUAUUAUUGUUGCUUGCAAAAUUUGCAAGGCUCCCAUAUCUUUCCAAACUCACGAGUCUCUCUCAAACUAAUCAAAUCUCAAUUUUUUUUCCAUAAUUUUGAUUGUUAUUACGGUUUUUAUUACAUCCACAAAUGGUACCAUCAAAGCACAGCCACAGAUUCUUCAAGUUCAGGAUUAAUAUUCCAGUUCCAUGCCAAAAUCCAACAUGUGCUCAUUUGAUACUCUAAGUUUUUUGAUAUUAUUGGGAAAACAGUCCUCCUCCACAAGCUAGGUUCAAUUUAUUUCCAGUACAUUAGUUGACAAAUAUUGUUCUCUCUUCCCUACCACACCCUACAUCUCAACAGUUUGCUCCAUUUAGUCUGUCCUUUUCUGAAAAAAAAUCUUUGAUUAGAAUCGGAUCUUCUUCUCUUCCUCUAUAUUUAAAUUCCUUGGUACACCUUCAUCUUCUACCCAAAUGGUUACCAAAAACUACGAAAGAUCGUGUGGUGUUGUGGAAAUGGCUUGGAUCAUGCUCAGCGUUGAUUACUCGAGGCUUUUCUGGUUGCUGUAUAGAGUCUUCUCUUAUGAAAAUCAUGAGGGAAAGCCUCGGAUUUCCUAGCACGUAGAGAAAAGUCUUCCACAAGCCUCAUAGUAAGUUAGUUAGUGUUGAAUUAUAAGUUUAUAAUUACGAGGUAUUGCGUACGUACUACGUAGUAUAUAAUCAAGUGAAAAGCUGCUGGGACUUGUUUGUGGUCGGAGAGUUUCAAAGGGUUGCUUGAUUAGUUCUCAACCAUGAACAAGAACAACAGCCGGAUCGGAAGCAGGUCUGCCAAUGGAGGCAGGCCACAAUCACCUGCUUACGUUGAAACUGAUCCAUCUGGUCGCUAUGGACGUUUCAGGGAAAUGCUUGGCAAAGGAGCCAUGAAGACAGUUUACAAGGCAUUUGAUGAGGUCCUCGGAAUGGAGGUGGCUUGGAAUCAAGUCAAGCUUAAUGAUGUCUUUACUUCACCGGACGAACUUCAGCGCCUAUACUCCGAGGUUCACCUCCUCAAGAACCUCAAUCAUGACUCCAUCAUCCAAUACUACGCAUCUUGGAUCGAUGUUAAUCGCCGAACCUUCAACUUCAUCACCGAAAUGUUCACCUCCGGCACUCUCAGAGAGUACAGACAGAAAUACCAGCAAGUGAAUAUUGGAGCAGUGAAAAAUUGGUCCCGACAGAUCUUGCGUGGUCUGGCUUAUUUGCACAAACUUGAUCCACCUGUGAUUCACAGAGACCUCAAGUGUGACAACAUCUUUGUUAAUGGCCACCUAGGGCAAGUCAAGAUUGGUGAUUUGGGCUUGGCUGCUAUUCUUCGUGGUACGCAACACGCCCACAGUGUCAUAGGUACACCAGAAUUUAUGGCGCCUGAAUUGUACGAUGAGGAAUACAAUGAGCUGGUAGACAUAUAUGCCUUUGGCAUGUGUGUGUUGGAAAUGCUUACUUCAGAAUAUCCCUAUAGCGAGUGCUCAAAUCCUGCCCAAAUUUACAAGAAAGUUACUUCAGGGAAGCUACCAAACGCAUUCUACAAUAUUGAAGAUUUGGAGGCUCAACGAUUUGUAGGGAAGUGUCUGGAGAAUGUUUCAAAGAGGUUGCCGGCACAUGAGCUAUUGCUAGACCCUUUUCUAGCCUCUGAUGAUGGAGAGCUAGCGUCUUCCCCAAGAAUCCCAUUUCUGAAGUUAAUUCCUGAUAAUGAUCCAGUCGUGGAGGCAGAGGAUGAGGAGGAUGAGCUACAUUUUGCCGCUGAGGUUGAUUUGGAAAGAAGCACAAACAUGAUCAUCACUGGAAAAAUGAAUCUAGAGGAUGAUACUAUUACUCUCAAAGUUCGAAUUUCUGACCUGGACGGGAAAAAUGUUAGGAACAUAUACUUUCCCUUCGACAUUUUGAACGACACUGCGAUUGAAGUAGCAACGGAGAUGGUGAAAGAAUUAGAAAUCAAUGACUGGGAACCGCCAGAGAUCGCAGGGAUGAUAGAAAACGAGAUAUCUUCUUUGAUUGCGGGUAGUAAAUGGGGCUCACCCCGAGAUUAUCAUCCUCAUCAGCACAGCUUUAACUAUGAAGAAGAAGAUGAUAAUAAUAAUGGUGGUAUCACCCAUCAUCCUUUCUACGCAUUCUCUUCCUGCUCUUCAUCCCAAAAUUCUCUUCAUGCUUUGAGCUUUCACUGCAAGAAUCAUGAUUCGCUUCAAGGUGAUCUGUUUAUGAAUGAUGAUGUGAGUUCUCAGAGUUCAUUCGACUCCUGCAACUACUCCAACAUAAGUUACUACUCAGGCAAUGAAGAUGAUCUCCUUGACAUGAGCUUCGGAAAGACUACUCACAAAUCUACUCUUUGUCCUUCAAAAAGCAGGGUUGCAAAUACUUACAAACAUUGCAAUUCACAACUAGAUAACCACAGACCUCAAAAAUUGAAUCAUCAUCAUGAAAGAAAAUUACCCAAAAUUCAAUCACUCAUUGACGUGCACAGCCAAUUGUUGCACAGGUCACUGGUGGAGGAGGUAAACAAGAGGUGGUUGUUUAAGACUGUUGGGACAAUUGAGAACGUUGGGUUUCAAACACCAGGAAGCUAGCAGUUGUAGUUUCCUUGGGAGGCAAGUAACAAGUUUCUUUACACUUGCAAUGUACUAGUGUGUGCGUAAAUAAAUAAUUGUUGUUAAACGUUCGAGCCAUAAGAAGAUUUUAUGGUUCAUGAUAAUAACCGUUGUAGAUUAUGAUUGUUAUGAACCUGAGACAUAAUUCUGCGUAGUGGACUUCUCUUUUGUGUAAAAUUUGUUGGGUUUCGUAUGCCGCUUA
Malus domestica (apple) is the source of this 2823-nucleotide messenger RNA. Its product is annotated as probable serine/threonine-protein kinase WNK5. Gene Ontology annotation, molecular function: ATP binding; protein serine/threonine kinase activity. Gene Ontology annotation, biological process: protein phosphorylation; intracellular signal transduction. Lineage: Eukaryota; Viridiplantae; Streptophyta; Magnoliopsida; Rosales; Rosaceae. The record is from RefSeq and is a predicted model, not a curated record. Gene Ontology annotation, cellular component: cytoplasm.